Messenger RNA from Ostrea edulis (European flat oyster), 2998 nucleotides. RefSeq names its product G-protein coupled receptor GRL101-like. Lineage: Eukaryota; Metazoa; Mollusca; Bivalvia; Ostreida; Ostreidae. The coding region runs from base 19 to 2445 and encodes 808 amino acids. The transcript is spliced from 5 exons. Gene Ontology annotation, cellular component: membrane. Gene Ontology annotation, biological process: G protein-coupled receptor signaling pathway. The record is from RefSeq and is a predicted model, not a curated record. Gene Ontology annotation, molecular function: protein binding; G protein-coupled receptor activity.
UGCCCAUCUAAUGAGUUCAUGUGCUCAAGUGAGGAAUGUGUUAGUUCCGGACUACUUUGUGACGGAAGUCCUGACUGUAUGGACGGCUCGGAUGAACGUUUCUGUUAUGAUGCUAAUGAAAAUCCAAUUUGUUAUGUCUCGAGCAACGAACAGGAAACAAGCAAUGAUACCAUAUCAACGGUUAUUGGUAACACUACAAACUCUAGCGAAGCAUUGCAGAGUUUUGACAAGGAACAUUCUUCCAUUAACGCGUCAUGUGGGGUGGAGUGCAUAGAGAAUAACCCAGGAACCGUAGGCAAAAUUAACGGGACAAAUUCAACUGAUUUCGAAGAUUGUACUGGAGAAGAAAUGACAACACAAGAGUGUGACACUGAAAUAACAAGUAACUCCCUGUGUACACCAUUUUGUCCUUCAGCAUGCAAGUGUUUUGGUAGAAGCCUGAAUUGCGUGAACACGAAAUGUACUGAUAUGUCACAGGUGAUCAUACUUCAGAAUGUAAGCUGCAGUACUCUUAAUGUCGAUCUCUUUGACAAUCGACACAUUUUCUCGCUUUACAUUUUAGAUUCCAUUAUAGAAACCUUGUGUGUAUGUCCCAUGAGUAGACGUAUCAGGUUCAACCACCUAAAGAUACAAAAUUCAAUUGUUGAUUAUAUACUCAUCAACGCAUUGGAGGAUAACUUAUUGUCUUUGCGUGAAGUACAGUUAGAGAAUUGUACUAUUUUAAACGUAAUUGGGAAUGGUGAAAGUGGUAUACCUCGAUUUGAUAUGAAUAAAGGAACUGGGGUUCAAUUUCAUAUAAAGAACUUGACAAUGACCUUCCCCACAGAAACUCUUACAAUAUCGGCAGACUUUUCAGGUGACAGCACUACAAUAAGUGGGGCAUUCAGAAGUAUGAUGAAUUUCAGUCACUGCAGACUGAAUUAUGCACCAGUUUUUCAGUCGCGUAUUGUCGAUCUAAGCCACAACUUCCUUACUCGGUACAUACACCAUGGUGAAGAAGUGCAGGUUUUGUACCUUCAGCACAAUCUUCUAUCUGCUAUGGUUGAAUCAGGGAUUCCAAUAUUAAAUUCAUAUGUCAAAUUAAAGGUUCUCAACAUAUCAGACAACCGUAUUACAGAAUUAAAACAUGGCGAUUUAUUUUCUAGAGAGCUCCUUUAUCUUAAUCUAAGACGAAACCUGAUAUACACCAUUGACCAGGACGCUUUUUCGUCAACAAAGAAACUUGUUUUCCUUGAUUUGUCAGGUAACAGACUUUCGCGAAUUUCUUCUGGGACAUUUCUUCCACUAGAAUCCUUACAGGAACUGUAUAUUCAGGAGAACGAUUUCCAAGUUUAUGAUGGAAUGUUUAAUGGAUUGAAAAGUUUGCAAUUGUUGCAAGUGGAGUACUUUUCUAUUUGUUGUGCCAACCCACGUACAGCUAAUGAGCUACAGUGCAUUGCACCAGUCGAUGGAAUAUCUUCCUGUGAAAAUCUUAUCAAUGUCCCAGUUUUAAGUGUUACUAUUUGGUACAUAGCUCUAUUGGCAACCUUCGGAAAUUUUCUUGUAUUGUUAUACAAUGUUUACAAUUUCAAGAAUAUGUCCUCCAAAAAGUAUACGAUUUUCACCAUAAAUCUGAGCCUAGCAGACUUUUUAAUGGGAGUCUACUUGUACAUUGUAGCUAUAACAAAUUUGAUAUACACAGGGAGAUAUGGGCUAUCCGAUUACACGUGGAGACACAGUGCUGCGUGUACUGUGACGGGAAUCAUCGCUACACUGUCGAGUGAGGCGUCAGCUCUUACCGUAUUUCUUAUCACUCUUGAUAGAUUCAUUGCAGUAAAAUACCCUUUCUCUAAUCUAAAAUUUAGCAUAAAAACUGCUUCCAUCUUAUCUGUUCUAGCCUGGGUGAUUUCUCUUCUUCUAUCUUUGAUUCCAUUAUUACCACUCCCAAUUUUCAAAGAUUUUUAUGCCCAGUCUGGAAUCUGCAUUUCUCUUCCACUCUCUGUCAAAAGACGGACAGGAUGGGAAUAUUCAAUGAUAAUAUUUGUAGGCUUCAAUUUCUUCCUUUUCCUCGGGAUAUUGGUUGGGCAAAUCAGUAUGUUUGUAGAAGUUAUGCGCUCCGGGGCAAGUGUUAGAUCCAGCAAAUCAAAAGAAAGGGAGAAAAAUUUGGCUGCAACAGUGUUUGCGAUAGUACUGACGGACAUCUGCUGUUGGAUCCCAGUUGGAACAAUAGGAAUGUUGACUUUUUUUGGUAUAGCCGUUCCCCCGGAUGUGUACGCCUGGAUUAUUGUGGUGGUUUUACCCAUCAACUCGGCCCUCAAUCCACUGCUCUACACCUUAACUGCAGUUAUCAAACGAAAGAAAAAGCAGGAGGCUGAGAUAUAUUCGCAGCUGAAACAACAAUUGGCAUACUGGAAGUCGAAAUAUAUGCGUGCAGAUCCAUCUAGUGCCACAGUGUGCGAAUCGUGAGACGUAUUCCAGUGGGAUACAGUUAUUGAAUCGUGAGACGUAUUCCAGUGGGAUGCAGUUAUUGCACUGAAGCGGGAGUAAGGGCACACACGUUACGUUGUGAUCACGAAUGUACAAAACUAUCCACGUACAAAAGUUAUUUAAAUUAUUUGUUAUCGUUUGUUGUGAUUGAAUUGGAUUUAUGUGUUAUUCAAUGAUUUUUGUUAGGACUUUGUUCACUACAUGUUUUACUUUGGCAUAUUGCCUUUUCAUACUUUUCGUGGUUCUCUGGUUUUCGAAUUUUUUCAAGCACAAUUGCAUUUAUCCUGGUAGAUCGCUUUGUUUGUUAUCGAGUGUUCAAUUAUUAAAGUCAAGUUUCAAUUUAAAUUAUGUAAUUUUCAAUAAAAGACAUUUUCCUCAUAAAAAGGUGAAGAUAACAAAAUUUAAGAGUUGGGCAAACACGGACUCCUGGAUAUACCAGAAGGGUCAGGUGCCUAGGAGGAGUAAACAUCUUCUGUUGACCGAUCACACCCGCGUUCUUAUUUAUUUCCUUAUAUAUAGUUGUAUUACGCAC